Messenger RNA from Pelagomonas calceolata, 1373 nucleotides. The record is from the annotation of a GenBank genome assembly. NCBI's taxonomy places the organism in Eukaryota, Pelagophyceae, Pelagomonadales, Pelagomonadaceae.
GAGUCAAGGACAGUAAAAGCGGUCAGUGCUCCGCGUCUGCGAGUCUCCCAAGGCUGCACAUUCGAGAAUAGCAUUCGAACUGAGCGGUGCGACAGCCCUGCGAAUCUGAAGCUGCGGCUCGCCGGCGCGGCUGAGCACUCGAGCUCCAUUGUUUGGCCAUCUGUUUUGCCUGCUGCCCGCUAGCCUAGCCCUUGGGCCAAAAGGGCGACCUACAAAGGCUUCGGACGACCGGAUGACCACGCCUAGCGGAAGCUGGGCUGCGCGCUGCUGCUCUACACACAAGAAUCCUGCCGCGACGCGACUCGUACCGCUGGGAUUGACUUCUGGUCCUGGCCGCGGCGCUGCUUGCGUAUACGCAUAGCGCUGGCCGCGGACCUCCUGGCCGCGGCGCUGCUUGGCUAUACACACAACGCCCGCGAGAAAACUGCUUGCGGGCGGGCCCGCCACCGUCGUUCAUCGCACAGGCAGAGAGAAGGAUGAAGCUCGCCGUCGCAUUGGCGGUCCUCCCCGCCGCGGCCGCGUUCGUCGGCCCGGCGGCCGCGCCCGCCGAGACGCGGCUGCAGGAGUCGAAGUCGGACCUCGAGGCUUUGGCGAAGGGCCUCAACCCCACGAUUGGCUUCUGGGAUCCCCUGAACGUCGCCGGCGCGUCGGGCUCGCUCUACGGCUUCAACAACGAGCAGACGAUCGCGUGGUACCGGCAGGCCGAGAUCAAGCACGGCCGCGUGGCCAUGGCGGCCUUCGUCGGCUACUGCGUCCAGGCGAACGGCGGCCACUGGGCGACGAAGAUGACGCUCGGCGGCGCCGACUGGCCGUCCGGCUCCCCGCCGGAGCAGUGGGACGCGCUCCCGGCCGCGAGCAAGUGGCAAAUUAUCCUCUUCGUUUGGUUCAGCGUCGAAACUCGAAUUUUUGUGGUCGCGGCGAUGGCGUCGACGCGACGUUCUACGCACAGGUCGGCAUGCUCGAGCUCUUCGACGAGUCCGUCGCGCCGCACUACAUGAUGGGCCGCAAGCCCGGCAUGUUCCCGUCGUUCUCCGACGCGUACGCCGAGGGCGAGGGCUACCCGCACCCGGUGCCGUUCGACCUCUUCGACCCCUUUGGAUCGCUCCGGAAGCGCAUGGACACGGAGGAGAAGCGCGCGCGGGGGCGGCUCAUCGAGAUCAACAACGGCCGCGCGGCGAUGCUCGGCAUCUUCGGCUUCAUGAGCGCCUCGAAGGUCCCGGGCUCGGUCCCGGUCCUGACCUUCAUCCCGCCGUACGACGGCAACUACAUGAUCCCCUUCGAGGGCAACUUCCACAUGCCGUCGAUGAUGUAAGUGACGCGCGUGGCCGGGCCGAGGGGGCGGGCGGGGGCCGUAUAAAAAUAGCUUCUGGUGA